Thermothielavioides terrestris NRRL 8126 is the source of this 702-nucleotide messenger RNA. RefSeq lists its product as uncharacterized. Lineage: Eukaryota; Fungi; Ascomycota; Sordariomycetes; Sordariales; Chaetomiaceae. Gene Ontology annotation, biological process: protein targeting to ER. Gene Ontology annotation, cellular component: membrane; signal peptidase complex. The record is from RefSeq and is a predicted model, not a curated record. The coding region runs from base 1 to 702 and encodes 233 amino acids. The transcript has 2 exons.
AUGGCGGUAUCUCAGGAAAAGGUCACGGUUUACAAUCUCGCCGACCUCAAAACCACGUCCGACGACGCGAUCCCCAACUAUCUCAACAGCCUGAAAUUCCGCCAGUCCCACCGCCUCACCGACGUCCGUCUCGCCCUGGGCUACUCGGCGCUCGCGCUCGCCGCCGCCUGCUUCGCCUGGGACUACAAGCUCGGCUUCGAGUCGACGAAGCACCUCACGGCCGCCGCCGUGGUCGUCUACACGCUGCUCAACGGCGCCCUGACCUUCUGGCUGUUCUACGUCGAGCGCGGGACCGUCUACGUCGGCACGGCGCCGUCGGGCGAGACGCUGCGCAUCUCGACCGCCACCAAGAAGAACGUGCCGACGUACCAUGUGACCGUCGAGGUGCAGCCGAAGAACGGCGGGAAGAAGGAGGUGCUGAAGAUCAGCCGGGCCUUUACCGAGUGGUUCGACGGCGCGGGCCACUUUGUGGCGGCCCCGUUCCAGAGCAUGCUGGCGAGUGCCGUGCCCGUGGUUGGCAAGCUGGAUCCGAAGAGGGCGGCUCCCCAAGAAAGCGCCAUGCCGGUGCCGGCGGCGUAUACACCUGAGAUGCUUGAUGUGCUAGCCAAGGCGAAUGCAAGCGUUGUUGGUUCGGCGGCGGAGGAGGCGACCGGCUCGGAGACGCCGGUGCCGAAGAAGGGGGGGAAGAAGAGGAGAGCAUGA